AUGAGCGAGUUCAGCAGCAUGCAGAUGGAGUACUUUCAAACUCCUGACACUGUGAUAGACCCUAGUUUAUGUGGGCUUGUGACUGAAUCUGACAGAAGGUGCAUCCUGCACAGGCAGAGGGCGGGCAAGUUUGUGGCAUUUGAAGGCACUGACACUGGCAGGAGAUUCAUAGGAUGUGCUACUGAGGAUGGUGUGAACUGUGGUGUUCUGGAGUGGGUAGAUGCCCCCUGGCCUGUAAUUCUGCAAAGGUACUUAAGCAAGCUCUGGGAUAUGUAUCAUGAGCAGAACCUUGGUAGAGCCCAGGAUAAUGAGGCUCAUGGGAUAGAGGUUGCAAAACUGCAGAAGGAGCUUGAUUCUCUGGCCAAUCAGUAUAGCCAGCUGGUGGAUGAUGUGUCCAAGUUGUUUGAUUUUCAGGAUGGAAUCAAAUCUCAUGACAUGGAUUGCACAAGCCAGGCAAUCAAUGAACUGAAGGAGAAGAAGAAGCAACUUGAGGAGCAGGCAAAGAUUGAGCUUCAAAUGGAGAAGCUUAAGCUCAAGAAAGAACAAAGGUGCAUCCUUCAGAGUCAAGCUGAUAUAAUCCAAAACACAAGGAAGGCCAUGAAGGAGCUAGAGGUGGAGAAAGAUCUCCUUAAAGAAGAGAAGAAGAAGCUGGAGAAUGUCAUUGCUGAGCUCCUUAAGGUUGGUCAUGGAUGCAAGGAAAAGCUGGACAAUAUAAAGGAAGUUGUGAUGGAGGAGUGA
This is a messenger RNA of Aegilops tauschii subsp. strangulata, 738 nucleotides long. The record is from RefSeq and is a predicted model, not a curated record. Lineage: Eukaryota; Viridiplantae; Streptophyta; Magnoliopsida; Poales; Poaceae.